Messenger RNA from Xyrauchen texanus (razorback sucker), 4458 nucleotides. Its product is annotated as protein disulfide isomerase Creld1-like. NCBI's taxonomy places the organism in Eukaryota, Metazoa, Chordata, Actinopteri, Cypriniformes, Catostomidae. Gene Ontology annotation, molecular function: calcium ion binding. The record is from RefSeq and is a predicted model, not a curated record. The transcript has 11 exons. The coding region runs from base 145 to 1368 and encodes 407 amino acids.
AGAAGAGCGGACACAUCUGAAGACGCCGGCGGAACCGUGUAUAAAUGCAGCGGCACAACUACUCUGGUGUAGACGAUACAAAGACGCGUUUCCGUCGAAAGGAUUUGAAAGCUGUUUGCCGCCCUAUAGCAACAUUUGAAAGUCAUGAUGUGGUGGUCUUGGCCCCUUGUAUCCGUCCUGGUGCUGUGUUGUCUGUUGUCAGUGGGGACUGUGAAGACCGCCCCCUGUCAGACCUGCCGCAAACUCACAGACAGCUUCAUCAAGGGCUUGGAGCAGACAGCAAAUAAGAAUUUUGGGGGCGGGAAUACGGCUUGGGAAGAGGAGAAAUUGGCAAAAUAUGCUCGCAGUGAGACGCGUCUGUUAGAGAUCAUAGAGGCAGUGUGUGAUAAGUCUGACUUUGAAUGCAACAGACUGCUGGAGCAGAUAGAAGAUCAGGUUGAGACAUGGUGGUUUCACAGACAACAGGAAGCACCAGAUCUGUUUGAUUGGCUGUGUAUUGAGGAGCUCCGACUGUGCUGCCCACCUGGACGCUACGGACCGGAAUGUGCAGAGUGUCCGUCAGGUCCUGGAGGAGUAUGUGGUGGUCUGGGCCGCUGUGAGGGUGAGGGUACACGUCUGGGAGAUGGAGAGUGUGUUUGUGACCCGGGAUACUCCGGUCCCCUGUGUCAGAACUGUGCCGAUGGAUACUACAGAGAAAAGAGCUCUAAUCACACGCAGCCAUCCUGCUCAGCGUGCUAUCACUCCUGUAAAAAGUGCACAGGUCCACAUCACGACAGAUGUUUGGACUGUAAACCUGGGUGGAUCCUUCACAACAACAAGUGUGUAGAUGUGGAUGAGUGUGGUACUGAGUUGGCUCGCUGUCCAUCAAACACAUACUGCUUUAACACAGAUGGCUCGUAUGAAUGCAGAGGUUGUGAUCAGGCAUGUGUGGGCUGUAUGGGCAGUGGACCUGCUCGCUGUAAGAAAUGCUCUCGAGGGUUCAGACUCACUGGUGCAAAGUGUUUAGACAUUGAUGAGUGUUCUGAGCGAGCAAUUGCCUGUCCUGGACUCAAUGAAGCAUGUAUAAAUGAGGAGGGAUCAUUCCGCUGUGAGUGUGCUGAGGGAUUCAUUCGACGAGACGGCAUCUGUGUGGAGAAUCUACCGCCCGCUGGUCCAGAGAAGGGUUUGUUUGAUGACAUGACUGAUGAUGAGGUGCUGGUUUUGCAGCAGAUGUUCUUCGGUGUUGUCAUCUGUGUACUCGCCACGCUAGCUGCUAAAGGAGACAUGGUCUUCACCUCUAUCUUUAUUGGCGGAUUGGCCGCAAUGGCCGGAUACUGGCUCUCAGAGAAGGGCGAUCGCAUUCUGGACGGCAUACUUAAAGGGCGCUGACCAAUCAGUUGCUCAGGAGCUCAAACAAAAGGAUUACGCCACUGAAAUCUGAUGCUAUCAUGCAGCUGGAUGAAGGCGAGGGACACUGGGUUUAAUAGCCAUGGCUAUUGCUAUGCAUGUCAAGCAGGAACGUUUAGGACUACAAAACUCUGAUUUACAUUUACAUUUAUGCAUUUGGCAGACGCUUUUAUCCAAAGCGACUUACAGUGCAAUUAUUACAGGGACAAUCCCCCCGGAGCAACCUGGAGUUAAGUGUCUUGCUCAAGGACACAAUGGUGGUGGCCGUGGGGUUAGAACCAGUGACCAUCUGAUUAACAGCCCUGUGCUUUAGCCACUACGCCACAGUUGAAUUAAAGCUGUAUUUAUGAGAGUCAUAUGGUCAAUGGUUACAUACUUGGUGUAACCUGAAGAGACGUGUGCAACAGAUUCAGGUAGAAGUACUGUGUAUAUAUUGCCAUGGAUUCUUCUUGCUACAAAUGUAAUUUACAUUAGUGGUUCUCAACCGGUCAGAUGUAACAUUGCACACCGAUUAUCAGAAUCCUCUAUCGUACAAAAGCAAGUAACAUGACAUGGUUUCAUGCUCUCGACAGCCAAAAACACAUUUCAGUUACACAAACCCAUAUUUAAUUUAGUCUGGUUUGUAUUUUCUUUCAUCUUAUGUAGGUUAAGGUGUUUUGAGGAAGAGAGCAUGUCCUGCAACCUUUCCAUGUUGGCAUCUGCAUAAUUUGGCUCGAUGGGUCAUUCUGUGUCAGCUCAACCAGAAGUCUCUGGCUCAAAAGAUAUUUACAUUUUUUACUGAUGAAAGAUAAACAUAAAUGAUGAUUAAAGCCAAAAUAUGAAAUGCCAUGGAUCAAUAUUUACUAAGUACAUUAUUUUGUCAGUAAUUUUGGAGCAAAACUACUGGUCAAAAAGUAAUCUUAGAAAGGUGUCAGUGUGAUGGUGCGUUCACAUACAACGCAAAGAAAAUGUUCGUCUCGCUUUGCUCACGCGAGUAUGACCGCUGGAUUAUAAAUGUGUGUUUAAACUGGUGUUCGCGUGAGUAACACAAACCCGUGAGUAUUCCCCCUUCUCUUCCGGAAAAGGACAGGAGGAGGGGCUUCUACGACUUGGUUCAUAGUAAAGUACAACCGAUAGCUGGAAUCAAGUAGAUGCGCAUAUUUUCAGAACUUACCAGGUAGUCCAGCAUCCUCUCUCACUUUCCGCCAAGCGAUGUCUUUUUUCGUCCGGUGUCUGUACAUGUAUGACAUUGUGUCAUACAAUUCCAGGUUCCCACACACCGCUACAACAAAUUUUUUCAGUGACAUCCAGAAAGGCUUUCGCAGCAACACGUCAUGCAGAAUUUUCACGUGUUUGAGUCACGCCGUCUUUGCGUUGACUUUGUAUUUAAUGGCGCUGCACGAAACGCUCGCUUUGCAUUUUAGGGGAACGCACCAUUAGUCUGUAACUAAAUUCAGUUUAUUUCAGCACCUCCUGUUGCAUUAUUGCCAGUGAUGGGAGUCCAAAAAUGGAAACGAAAUAAAACCUUUUUUUGUUGUUUUUUCAAAGUUGUAGUGCCUAUAACUCCCCAAAUAUUAAAUUUGUCUUGAUAUCCUUUUAUAUUCUGGUUCUAAACAAACUUUCCUUUCUGUAUCUUCAUUUUAAGGCCCUAUAUGGUUAAAUUCCAGAGAUAUUGGGCUCUCUAUGUGGAUCCAUGCACAAGUUGUUAAAUUUGACCCAUUUUUAAUUGUGGAAAACCAAAUGUGGGCCACAUGGAAUGAAGAUAGUUUUCUUGUUCAACAAAACUGUUAUUUUGGCAGUCAUCAUCAUUAAUGUGUCCUUAGAAAUGAAUCAACAAAAUAAAAAAUGACUGAUUAAAUUGUACCAAAAAAUACCAUAGAGUUUAAUUGUACACCGCCUUUUAAACAUACACAACAAAAGAAAUAGGAAGUGUUUUACAAGUUCAUUAGCUUUUUUAUGUUAUUUUGCCAUCUUAUCUAUGCACAAUUCUAAGUUUUGUUUCAUUUACUAUUAACAUUUAGCAUUGUUUCCGCUACUGUGUGGGACUUUGUCAAGUUUUGCAUUGCAACCCACCAGUUGAGAACCACUGAUUUGCACUGCUUUUACACAGAUACUGUUUAUUUCUAUACUGCACACAUACUGUAAUUCCCAAUGCAUUAAACUUUAUAGAGACGUAUGCUUCACAUUGAUGUCGACAGCGAGGGGAGCUAUAUUACACACUUGAAACACUCCAAAAGGGAGUCAGAUUGUUAGCCAGAAAGCAUCCAAACCUCUUUGUCCAUUUAGAAGCGUUCUCUAAUGCAUGACCUAUGACCCUAUCAGAGACCAUGUCUAGUGUGUUUGACAUUUAGAUUGAAACGACACUGCAUUGUAAACUCUAUGCGACACUAUGCGAUUAAUCAUAAGCAAAAUGUUAGCGGACAUGGCCAUUAAGUUUUUGUACUUUCGUGCAAGCAUGAGCUAAUUCUUGGCGCAAGUGGGUUUUUGUGUGCACAAAGAGCUGAUGGACUGGGUCAAGUGCAAUUGAAUUCAGAGGUUGUGCAAAAAUAGACUGUAUGCAGUGAAUUAGAUGAAUAGAAAAUUACUUUCAUUUGUGCAUUAACUACUUCCUUGAUUGUCAGGCAUAUUUCUAUGACAGUGACAUGCUUCUUCAAUAAGCAUGGAAAACGAAGUUCAAGAUUUAUAUACUGGCUUCAUUAAAUUAUAGAGAAUGUAAGUAUUAGAAAUCAUAUUGAUGAAGUGACACACAUCAUGGCUCUUAUUAACAGUGAUUGAAUCAGCACACAUUUCACUCUGUUGAUUUUGCUUUAAAUAUUAUAUUCAUUUAUUGAAACAAGAAAAACUUAAAAUAUAUUUGGUUUAAAAAUAUAAACCAAAAAAUAUAUAAACACCUCCUCAAAUUCAAAAAUGUUACACUGUCCAACUUCUUUACUCUACGACAACAGGUUGAAAAAUACCAAUACAAAUUAGAUCAUAAAUACAAUUGUAAAUAUAAAUGUAAAAAAAUUAUUGAAUAAUAAACCAUGAUCUAUAUAUAGUUAACACAUAUCUCAUACAUUUGUAUAUAUAGUUCAUAUAACAGUGCAUCCGGAA